Messenger RNA from Blepharisma stoltei, 6048 nucleotides. The record is from the annotation of a GenBank genome assembly. Lineage: Eukaryota; Ciliophora; Heterotrichea; Heterotrichida; Blepharismidae.
AUGCUGACAGAAUUUGCGGUUGGAGAAAAAGAAAACAACGAUUUUCACGAGUUUUUGUCCCAUUCAGUUUUCACUAAUAAGUGAAAAGAGUAUAUUUAUGGCUUUUUAGGACAAAUUUUCAAGGAAAAAUACAAUCAUAAAACGAAGUGGCAAGCCCAACUAUUUUUUGAAAUUUUGGUUAAUUUGAUACUGACGCUCCAGCUUACAGCGUUAACAUGGUUCCCCAACAUGAACCCAUCUGGCUGAGACUCAUUUGUAGGGUUUUGGCAAGGCAUCGCAUUUGCUAGCUAUGAUGAAUUUUGCGUUGACUAUGCGGUUAUGGAUUUUUGCUUUUUUGGGACAGUUUCCCUAAUCGGAGCUUGUUUAGCAUCUUUUAGUGUUUUUGGGCUUUAUAUUUAUUUAGGUAAAGACAUUCCAGCAAUUGUUUCAAUUUUACCUAGAAAAAUAGCAAUGCUACUAAUUAUGGAAAAAUCAAAAAAUUAUUUUUAUUUUUUUUAAUUUUUUUUUGUUGAUAUUUUUCUUUAAUGCUACUAACAUCGAUAUGUAUAAUUCCAAGCACACUGAUACUUCUUCUUAUAAUAAAAUAUUCUUCCAUCGAUGAAACUAUUAUUGAAGAAUACUCUGACUCUGUUUCCUCUAAAAUCUGCAAUUACGGAUCGGCUGGAAUUGUUGCUGCAGUCCUUUGUCUUCUAAUUUUGAUUUUUAUAAAUUAUUUCAGUGAAUGUUUCUGCUGCGAUAUGAAGCACUCUCAUUCAAAAACAAAUAUAAAAGCCAGAUCUUGUGCAGAAAAUGACUUAAAUAGAAGAUGAUACUAUAUAUUGGCAUGCAUAUAGCACAGAAUCCCUUUUAACCGCCCUAGGCUGCAGCUAAAAGUUCAACUCGGGAAGUUAGCUCGAAACCAAAACUUGCCAAACUAGCCUAUAGGCACACUUUACAAACUUGUGGAGUUGGCUUGGCAACUGUUGGCUAUGAACUAGCCAGAUGAGUUGACCUAAAUUUGGCAGUCCAAAGCGAGCAAUAAGCCUUUCAGGCUAUAUUAUACUUUACAUUUAGUGGAAACUAUACAAUUUAUUACCAAAUUAUUGGGUUUUGCUACACAUCCUAUCUUUAUUACCGUUGCAUCAUUUCAGCACAAUAUUAUAAUCCUAUUGAAAAUUCAAUUCAAGGCUUCAAAAUGGGUGGGUGCAGGUCAAAUGACUUUGCCUUUUUGAUAGUGUCCAUUUCACCGUAGUACUUUUGGUCGAAAAUUUUUAAAUAGUGUAUCCAUUUGGCCGAAAUUUGAUGGUUUUUUCGAUCAAAUGUCUCACUGUCAAAAAUGAUUCGAACAAAAUUUCCCCUAUGAGAUGUCUCACUAUCAAAUUUCCGCAGUCAUUUGACAUGGAGCCAAAAUGGGCACAAUUGCAUCAACCUAUUUAAUUUUUUUAUUUGGGCAAAUACUUGACGAUGCCUUAACAGUAGUCGUUUUUAUGAUUUUUAUGCAGCCUGCGCUCAUGUUUAUAACUGUGAAAAUUGUAUAUAAAGUAUACGGAAACUUAAAAAAUUCUUGCGAGUUCCCAAAAAAUCAGUUUGAAUUUGAGAGGAAAUAUCGACAUUUGCUGACUGACCCUGACCUUGAUAAUAAAAAUGAGGUAAUUUGCCUAUUUAAAGGAUUUUGGAAGCCUGGAUCAUUUUAUAAAAAUAAGCUUUUUGUUAUAUGAGAAUUUAAUUUUUGCUUUUUUGUUAUGCAUGACGAAAGACUGGCAAGAAUAAAAUUAUCAAAAAUCGCCUAUGCACAAUCCACAUUUGAAGGAGAUGUCCAAGAAUGGAAACUAUUUAAUUGAUUUAUCAAGCAAAAUAACAUAGAAUCAUCAGAAACCAGUUAUUUAGACUAUUUAAAAGAAUUCAGCAGAAUCAGAAGCCAAGAUGAAGAACUUUGCUUUAUUCUCGCAGAGCUUCAAGCUGAAUUUUCAUCUCGAACACCCAGGGUAGAAAAAUUGAUCAAUUUAGUAAAUAGGUCAGCAAAUCAUAUAGCACAUGUAGGUGACGGCUACAAAAAUUUGGCGGAAAAGCACAAAAGCGUCGAAGUCCUUGAAAUUUAUGCAUCAUUCUUAGAAAAUAUUAUAAAUAAUCAUGAUUAGAAGGGUUAUUUCAGUCCCUAUCCGUCCCAUGGACAGCUUCAAGUUGGUGCUAAGCGCUAUCCUCAUACCAUUUUUUGCUUCUGUCGUCGCCAAAAUGGUGACGUAGAAGGUAUAUGGGGAGACAACUCUACCAAUCGGUACUGCCUUUCUUGAUCCCAACAAUCAGCUGAAAGGCUCCCUUAACCUCUGACAGGGCUCGAGUAUAUGGGUGAAUCGCCUUGCCUACUCCAUGGCCUAUCAGAGCCAUAUCACAAGCUCGAGAUUGCUCGCAUGGAGUAGCGUAGGACUUUGCGCGGUAGGGUCAUCUUAGGUAAGGAAAAAAACCUAGGUCAGCCCCUAUGCCAAAAAUUCACCCGGAGCAUUAUCUCCAUGUGUCUCGCCUUUUCUGGGCCUGAAUCAACUCACGGUUCACCAGGAUUCCACGUCAGAUCACGCUAUUUUAAUAAUUCUAAAUAAUCAUGAAGAGUCCAACAUUAUCAUAAGAAAGAAAAACGGGAUUAAUUAUUAUAAUCAGCAUACUGAUAUAAAUAAUCUUGAAAGCUAUGGAAAAGAGCUCGCCACUAUCCUCGUCUCCUUAUCAGAACAUUCAUUUGGGACUAUUGUCUAUUUAAAUGAAAAAGCUGCCCAGCUCUUAAAAGCCCCUAUCGGGAGUAUUCUGGGGUCAACAAUUUUAAAUUACAUUCCUCAGCCUUAUGAUAGUAUUCACGAAAAACUUAUGAGAGAGUUUGCAUUUGAAUGCAAUUCAAUAGAGCUUCAUUCUCACUCAAAACUUUUUUUCCAAAAUCAUGCAGGAUUUCUUGUGGAAUGCGAUUUUCUUAUAAAACUGACUGCGUUUCACAAUUCUGCUUACUUUUUGAUUUCAUUUAAGUUAAAACCUACAGUUAGAGAGCUUGCCUUAAUUUCUGAAGAAAACGUUAUCAUUGCCCACACAGAGACGUUUUCUUAUUAUGUAGGCUCUGAUGAAAAAUGUUUAAAAAAUAAGCGGCUGUCAGACUUAAUCCCGAUUUUGAACAUAAAUAACAUGAAAGAAUUUGAGCCAUGGAGGAUUCCGUUUAAUGGCUCUGAGCUAGUUUUUGUACAUAUAAAGAAAAAAAUCACCUCUACAGUAGUCCAUACACUUGUGGUGAUUCAUGACUAUAGAGAAAUUAAAAACUGAAAGGAAGGAAGAGGCCAAGACCAAGUUUCACAAAUUCUCCCAUUAAAGAAAAAUGACAAAGAUUCGUCAGAAAACCGGCGAAAAUCAAUACAGUUAUUAAAAGUCAAUUUUAAUGAAUUAAAUUUUACAUUAACAGCAAAAUCAUUAGACAAAGUGGACGCAGACAUCUCAACUCACCAAGAUGCUGACGAGCAAUCCCUCUUGAAAACCCAUCAUGAAAUUGUGUCAAAUUCCGAUAACAACUCACGCGUUUCUUCUUCAACAAGAACUGCUAAAUAUAAAGUCCCAAACUAUGCCAAAAGUUUACUAUUGCAAUGCAAAAAGAAAAUCAGGGUCCUCCAAAUAGUCUUAUUUAUUGUCGUAAAAAAUUAUUUAGAUGUCGUCAGUUAUUGUGACUGUUCUUGCUAUUAUAGGGUAUAUGAAAACCGAUGUAUCAUAUACAAGUAAAUUAAGCACGCUUAGUAGGUUUAACCAAAUUUUAUAUGAUAUUAAUUCUAUAGCAGAUGCAGCAAAAAAUCUGCAUAUGGGCGUGCUAGGAAAUGCCUCGGAUAUAGAAAUUCUAGGGGAUACUGAAAAAUUAGAAAAAAUCGUCGAAGAUCUGACAAUAAUGCAGAAUUCAAUGCUGAAAGAUUUUGACCAGUGAAGUUAUUGCAAAUGCACAGAAAUAAUCACCAAAAAUGAAGUUCCAAUGUGGCAUUUUAAUGGAAAUACGCCAGAAAUCGGCUAUGAAAACUUGUAUGACGCUGUUUCCGGACUUAUUUUGAAUGUAAAUUCUAUUCAGGCUCAAAAAAUGAAAAUCGCAAUUGUUGCAAGCCAAGAAUUCUCUUCAAAUGCAAAAUUUGUAUCAUUAUUUGCAGAUUUUUGAACUUUACCACCUAAGUGUGGAAUUUUUUCCGCGUGUGAAAAGGUAUUUUUCACGUGUGGAGCCCUUUUGAUUUCACAUGUGGAAUCCUCUUUUCACAUGCGGAAAAAAGUUCCACACUUAGGUGGUAAAGUUCAAAAAUCUGCAAACAACGAUAUUUGUGAAUGGCUUGGGAAACGCUUUUCACUAUGCAAACCUUAGUGUCUCAGGUCUAGUUGACUGCGAAAUUGAUAGGGUAAAAAACACAGGCACAAUCAUUAAUAUCCUUUUAAUAUUCGGUUUUGGCACCUUGGGGGUGCUAGUUUUAGUUAUUAUAGGCUAUAUUUGCCUUGUCUCAGGAAAACAUGAUGAAUUUUGGAAUUAUAUUUUAAAUAAUGCCCAAUGGUUUGUUUUUAAAUUAAAGUGUGAAGCUAUGGACAGACUGGCGACUGCACAUGGAAUUGAUCAAAAUAAUAGCAGCGAAGCUGCUAUAGAUUCACAAAAACAUUUUAAUUUAACUAGAAAAGUGAAAACAAAGCUCAAUUUGCAGUAUAUAUGAAGAAUUAUGCUAUUUUUUUUAAUUGCGGCUUCUUAUUAUUUGCUUAUUUAUUGCUAUUUGUACCCGAUUUGUGAAAAUUCAAUGUUAAACCGCCCUAAGCUUCUCUAUAACUUUAUUAAUAGGCGGCAGUUAAUAGUCCGACUUUCUAUAGUGUCAAGGGAAAUAUACCAAAAAUAUAAUUACCAGGAAAUCCCAGAACUUUAUGCUUUUGAAAAUCAUGAUAUUGCCCAAGAUGAAAUGGUGGACUGGCUAAAGUUCGAGGACAAAGAAAUUCGCAAAGGGAAAUAUUUAUCAAUAAUAUCAUCUGAGCUUCAAACUAGAAUGUAUGAAAAUAUAGACUCGCCUACAAAGUCAUUAAGAGAGGGCGUCGAAGUCUCAUCAAUUGAUAUCAUAAGUGAUAUUAUCUCUUUGCCAUUUUAUAUAUAAAUUUAGGUUUUUUUGGUUCUUUUUUUAUAUUUAAAGCCAUUUUUGUAGGAAUAAAUUGUAAAAAUUAUUUUAAAAAUGUAAGGUAAAUAGAUAAUCGACCUAAAAUAUGAUAUUGAAAGCUUGAUUUAUUGGAUUUAUACAUCAAUUAUUGAUAUUAAUGAAUUUUUAAACCAAAUUGAUAUACUGCAAGAUGAGAUUAGGCAAGAAUUUUUAUUAGCUGACAGAGACUCAAUUGAUAUAAUUAAUAAGCAGUUAGAUACAAUUGUGAAUGUCACAGUUAUUUAUUCAAUAGCUGUUUGCGUGCUAUUUUUCUUCUAUUAUUUGCCAUACUUUAAUUAUCAAAUCAAAAAUUUAAAUAUGGAGUCUCAGUGCUUCUCGGUGGGCUACUCCAACUUCCUUAAAGUACAUAUUUACAUUAUAUUCAGCAAGGCUUUCCAGUUCAGAGAAUGGGCAGCUAUACUAGGUAAUUAAUCCAGUAAUAUUUAGAGACUAUCCCUAGUCCUUUUUCAGAAUUAGAUUUUACCUCAUGGGCAAAGGAGAAUCGAAAUUUUGAAAGAGAAUGUCUAGCCAAGAAGCCUAGAGGAAAUGCCUAGAUGAAUGGGGUAAAUUCUCCAGCGUGAAACCAGGAGUUACAGCUUGGGCUAGAGCUUUCUUUUUUUACCCGAUAGUCGACCAGAACCCAUUCUUGGAUUUUUUGUGGAAGCCCUUAACCCUCAGACUCAAGCAAACUUGCAGAAGUCCGAUACUACUCACUCAACACUGAAAUCGGAAACACUGUCAUACCUAGUGGAAAAAUCAUAAUCAUAAGGUAGUUGAAUCUCUCGUAUGAGAGAUCCCGGGCUUGCAUUGCAACAAGGUUGCGAUAUCUAUUAAGUUUAAGAAUUAUCAAAUCAAGCAGCUUAAAAGAUUUUCGGUUUUGCCUUCAAUUUUGCCAGUUGAGUUGGAGUAG